Molecule: messenger RNA, 711 nt
Organism: Coniophora puteana RWD-64-598 SS2
Lineage: Eukaryota; Fungi; Basidiomycota; Agaricomycetes; Boletales; Coniophoraceae
Product: ankyrin
Exons: 4
Coding region: 1-711 (236 amino acids)
Molecular function (GO): fatty-acyl-CoA binding; protein binding
Source: RefSeq, a predicted model, not a curated record
AUGGAUUACUUUCCUUCUCCCGCAUUUACCAGCGCAGCAUCUUAUCUUUCAUCCGCAUCUUCGCUUCGUAAGGUUGACAAUAACACAAAGCUCGAGCUCUAUGGCUUAUACAAAUACCUGACUUUCUCCUCCACUCCUUCCGGCUCGAGACCAUCGAUCUUUGACAUGACCGGUCGGGCGAAAUGGGAUGCAUGGCAGCUCGCUGGACAAACGCAUCAAGAUCGACCCUCUGGCGCUGAGAAGCGCUACCUUGAGAUUGCUCAUAAGCUUGGCUGGGAAGAGAGUGCUGUCCAGACAAGCGCAGAGUCGGCACUGUCGAACAAAGGCAAGGAAAAGGCGACGGAAGAUGAUAUAUGGGAUAGUGAUUCAGAGCGAGGCUCCAGCGGGGGAGGUGGCGGGAUGGUGGUGGUUAGCUCGAUGCGCGCCCCGACGCCGGUAGAGGAUGAAACCUUCCACGGACUGGCAUUGUCUGGGGACGUGGGCAAGCUAGAGACAUUCAUAGGUUCGCAUUCAAACCUAGACCUCAAUGCUAGGGACGAAUACGGGUAUACUGCACUUCACCUUGCAUGCGACAGAGGCAAUACUACAGCUGUCCAGCUACUCGUACGCAAAGGGGCGGACAUCACAAUCAAGGACGCGGAUGGUUUUACGGCACGGGAGCUCGCAGAAGAAGCGGGGCGCGAGGACAUUGUCAAACUUUUCAGUCAAUGA